Messenger RNA from Hyla sarda, 2733 nucleotides. It is a transcript of the gene RAF1, whose product is annotated as Raf-1 proto-oncogene, serine/threonine kinase. Lineage: Eukaryota; Metazoa; Chordata; Amphibia; Anura; Hylidae. Gene Ontology annotation, cellular component: plasma membrane; cytosol; mitochondrion. Gene Ontology annotation, molecular function: protein kinase activity; ATP binding. Gene Ontology annotation, biological process: signal transduction; protein phosphorylation. Bases 338 to 2362 code for a protein of 674 amino acids. The record is from RefSeq and is a predicted model, not a curated record. The transcript is spliced from 19 exons.
AGAAGGGGGUUGGGUGGCGGUUUAACUCCAGAGUUGUUGCGUUCUGAACCUCCCCGUUCUCCAGUGAUGUUUACUAUUGGAAGCUUCCAAGCCCCCCCUCUAGUGCUCACCGCUAUGCGCGACUCCGAGAGCCAGAGACUGUGAGGCUCGGGAGUGACGGCUGCCGGGACUCUCCGCUGUGCUUCCCGUUCUUCUGUCUCGUCCCGCUGGAUAUGUGCUGAGCGCUCCGACCCUAGAGAGGUACAGGGAACCUGCAAGCAGAAAUUAGGCCAAAACAAGACAAGGGCAGCGUGUAACAGGCAUCAUAAUAAGAUUUCUUCACGCACCAUUAAUUCCAAUGGAGCAUAUUCAGGGAGCAUGGAUGAAGAUCAGCAAUGGAUUUGGUUUUAAGGACUCCGUGUUUGAUGGAUCCACCUGCAUGUCUCCAACCAUUAUGCAACAGUUUGCAUAUCAGCGGCGAGCCUCUGAUGAUGGAAAGCUGGGUGACUCCUCAAAGGCGAGCAGUACCAUCAGAGUCUACCUGCCGAAUAAGCAGAGGACUGUUGUUAACGUACGGAGCGGCAUGAGUUUACACGACUGUCUUAUGAAAGCUUUGAAGGUGCGAGGCCUCCAGCCAGAAUGUUGUGCUGUUUUCCGCCUUCUACAAGAUACAAAAGGAAAACAGCGGCUGGACUGGAGCACUGAUGCCAUGUCCUUAAUAGGGGCAGAGCUGCAAGUGGAUUUCUUGGAUCAUGUCCCACUCACAACCCAUAAUUUUGUACGAAAGACUUUCUUGAAGUUGGCCUUUUGUGACAUCUGCCAGAAAUUUCUUCUGAACGGUUUCCGGUGUCAGACGUGCGGGUACAAGUUUCACGAGCACUGCAGUACCAAGGUCCCGACCAUGUGUGUGGACUGGAGCAAUAUCCGGCAAUUACUCAGAAUGUUUCCAAAUUCAAAUAAUGUAGACGGUAGCACGCCUUCUUUACCAUCAAUGCGGCGGAUGCGAGAAUCUGUCCGUGGCCCAGCAAGCUACCAGCACAGAUAUUCUACUCCUCAUGCCUUCACCUUUACAACGCCUAAUCCAGCUUCAGAAUGUCCCCUUUCUCAAAGACAGAGAUCAACAUCCACGCCCAAUGUCCACAUGGUCAGCACAACAAUGCCUGUGGACAGCAGAAUGAUAGAGGAUGCUGUAAGAACACAUAGCGAAUCGGGGAGUCCAAAUAACUUGAGUCCUACAGGAUGGUCUCAGUCCAAAACCCCAGCUCCAACGCACAGAGAGAAGUCUGCCAUGUCCAGCAGCCAAGAGAAAAAUAAAAUACGUUCCCGCGGGCAAAGAGAUUCCAGUUACUACUGGGAAAUAGAGGCAAGUGAAGUAAUGCUGUCAUCCAGAAUAGGAUCAGGAUCUUUUGGGACAGUAUACAAAGGCAAAUGGCAUGGUGAUGUGGCGGUAAAAAUCCUUAAAGUUACAGAUCCAACCCCAGAACAGUUGCAGGCCUUUAGAAAUGAAGUUGCUGUUCUCAGGAAAACACGGCAUGUGAAUAUUUUGCUCUUUAUGGGCUACAUGACGAAAGAAAACUUGGCUAUCGUCACACAGUGGUGCGAGGGCAGCAGCCUCUACAAACAUCUGCAUGUACAAGAGACCAAAUUCCAGAUGUUCCAGCUGAUAGACAUUGCCAGACAGACAGCACAAGGCAUGGACUAUUUACAUGCAAAGAACAUUAUCCACAGAGACAUGAAGUCAAACAACAUCUUUCUCCAUGAAGGCUUAACAGUGAAAAUCGGGGACUUUGGACUGGCCACGGUCAAGUCUCGGUGGAGCGGUUCUCAACAGGUGGAGCAGCCGACUGGUUCGAUCCUGUGGAUGGCUCCAGAGGUGAUUCGGAUGCAAGAUAAUAAUCCAUUCAGUUUCCAGUCAGACGUUUAUUCCUACGGCAUUGUUCUGUAUGAGCUGAUGACCGGGGAGCUGCCAUAUUCUCACAUCAGGGACCGAGACCAGGCCCCCAUACCCAUUAGAGAAAAGUCUCCCAAACUGACCAGACAGCUAUCCUGUGUAUAUGAGGCCUCCCAACUCUCCCAUGACAGACGAUGUAGGGGGAAAGCUGAAUCGAUUAUAUUUUUGGUCGGCCGGGGGUGUUUGGUGCCAGAUCUUAGUAAGUUGUACAAGAAUUGUCCUAAAGCAAUGAAAAGGCUGGUAGCAGACUGUGUGCAGAAAGUCAAGGAAGAAAGACCCCUGUUUCCUCAAAUCCUCUCCUCCAUUGAGCUGUUACAACACUCUCUCCCCAAAAUCAACCGAAGUGCUUCAGAGCCCUCCUUACACCGCGCCACCCACACAGAAGACAUUAACUCUUGUACGUUGACGUCCACGCGGUUGCCGGUUUUCUGACGAGACCGCUGCCCGCACAGCUUCCCUUGCCUCCUGGGUCUUCUCAAGAAAAUAACAUUUUUGUUUUAAAUAAGCUGAAACUGCUUUGUCUCCACCCGUUCAUUUUGAUCUUAUGAAGAAAAUGCUGCUAUUAUUGCAUUUCCGAAGCAGUCAUUGCAGAUACGAUGAUGGCAAAUGAAGUGGAGGAUAAAGAACUUUUUUCCCCUUUGUCCACCAUGCACCUCUUGAGCCAUGAACUACCAGUCGCUGGCCUCUGAUGAAUUUGUUACGGGAAAUAUAUGUGUUACAUAGGGUGCCAAUGGUUCAUUGAGGCGCCUAAGAUUGGUCGAUUUGUAAAGGUCGAAAACUUAAAUAAAAAUAAGUCACAUGAU